This is a messenger RNA of Papaver somniferum (opium poppy), 772 nucleotides long. RefSeq lists its product as uncharacterized. Lineage: Eukaryota; Viridiplantae; Streptophyta; Magnoliopsida; Ranunculales; Papaveraceae. The record is from RefSeq and is a predicted model, not a curated record. Bases 165 to 476 code for a protein of 103 amino acids. The transcript has 2 exons.
AUUUGAGGGAUAGGGAAGGAAUACCCUCCACCAUAGUGCUAGCUCUAAUAGAAAAGAGACACCCCCAAAUGCGAGAGAACCAAACGAGACGAGAUUUCCUUGUAAUCACCUUCACCCAGUCAAAAUCAGAACUAGUGUGAGGAGACGAAAAAAGAGAAGGAAAGAUGAACACAGAUAUCACAGCAUCAACGAAACCUGAAUACCCAGUGAUUGAUCGUAACCCAGCUUUCACAAAGACAGUAGGAAAUUUCAAUACUCUUGAUUACCUUCGACUAAUCACCAUCAGUGGUGUUUCUGUUACAGUCGGAUACCUCUCUGGUAUAAGGCCUAAUAUUCGAGGUCCUUCAAUGGUAACUGGCGGUUUGAUCGGUGUAAUGGGUGGAUUUAUGUAUGCCUACCAAAACUCUGCUGGAAGGUUGAUGGGUUUUUUCCCCAAUGAAGAUGAGGUGGCUCGUCACAAGAAAUACCAGGUUUAGGGUUUUUCAGUUUCUCCCUCUUUUGUUUUAGAUGUUGUUGAUAUGGAAAUCGAAAGAUGAGAUUUGAAGAAUAUUAACUUCUGUUGCAUUUUCUGUGAUUUUAAUAAUCAAAUUGUUUUCAUUUCUUGGUACUUAGUUGUGUUUUGUGCAACACUUCUGUAUAACUGGCUUAUCUGUUCAUGACUCAUUACUAUGAACCUGAUAAUGCUUGAUAGUUAAAGAGACUUGAAUCUGCUUCCAAUGCCCAGUUUAAAGUUUGAUAUGAUCUUUGAUUGAAAUAUACAAUAAAUCUGAAA